Molecule: messenger RNA, 1804 nt
Organism: Orbicella faveolata
Lineage: Eukaryota; Metazoa; Cnidaria; Anthozoa; Scleractinia; Merulinidae
Product: tetraspanin-36-like
Cellular component (GO): plasma membrane
Source: RefSeq, a predicted model, not a curated record
GCCCUCGAUGCUAUGUAGCUUGAUCCGACAACGUUUGAUUUUCUCAUUCUUACUAACAUGGGUUUCGCAAAAGCGGUCUUGUUUAUCUUCAACUUCAUUUAUUUGGGUGUUGCUGCAGCUAUCAUUUUUGUGGCAGUAUGGUUUAUUAAGAGAUAUAGUGACAUCACCAAGAUUACAACAGAUGAAUACACACUGGUACCCUGUGGAAUUUUGGUUGGAGUGGGAGUCCUGAUCUUUAUUACUGCUUUGUUUGGAUGCUGUGGAACAUGUAGUGACAACAAAUGCUGCCUUUCAACAUUCUUUGUACUGUUGCUCAUUGUAUUUACAUUGGAGGUUACAGUUGGGGUUCUGGGCUUUGUCUACAAAGAUAAGGCUCGAGGAUUUGUAAACGAUGGUUUUGUUGAUGCCAUAAAGAAGUAUGAUGAUAAACAUUCAACCUUGGAUAAAGCUAUAGAUGAUCUCCAGAAAGAUUUGAAGUGUUGUGGCAGUAAUCACCCAGCUGAUUGGAUGGCUUCACCAUACUUCAAGAAACAUCAUUUGCAAUAUCCUGAAUCCUGCUGUGAUCCAGGUCAACUGGUUUGCACUCAAUUGAACUGUUACAAUGAGGGCUGCUUGGACAAACUGACUGAAGAGGUUAAGGACAACCUCAGCUAUAUCCUGGGCACUGCUAUUGGACUUGCUGUGCUGCAACUGCUUGGAAUGAUUGGAGCAUGCUUCUUGAUGUGCUGUAGCCAUGAGUCUGGUUACCUGAGACUCGAGGGAGGGUUACGAGUCUGAUCAGUGCAAUCAGACUCGUGUUGAUUGAAUUAAGUUGGCUGCUCAAGUUAACUGAUAGAUAAAUGUAUUUGAGCAUUUUUCUUGUUUAUUACAGUAGGGGAUGUACUUAGUAUCCAUUCCUGAAAGUUACAUGUAAAUUAUGUAGCUUAAAGGGCCUAGUUUGAAUUAAUGUGCUUGCACAACUUUAAUUGAUAUUGUAAGGUUCAAUGUAGGAUUUUAAUCAAUAGAAAUUGUACAGCUCAUUACUAUGUGCUCCUGGGAUGAAUCGUGAUUUUUUUGUGCGUCUUUAUGUUUAAACUCUUGCCUUUGGAAUCUUCUUUGUGCCGCCUUUGUCCCUUUGUAUGGAAUUUUUUGUUAAGAAUUUCAAAUUUCCCGAUGGUCUUCACACAAACAUAAAAUGCUGUCAAAUCCUUCCACAAAUGACAGAUAAUUCCUUUCAUGCCUUUACCAUAACUUUCACAGUUCCCAGAAGAUCAGUGGAAAUGAUUUCCUCACGGAAACCAACUUUGAAAAUUGGACCCUCUAUCUAAAAAUCAAAUCACCGGUCCGCACAUGCGCAGAAGUGUGUAACAGGCCCUUUGUAAAAUUUAUUUAAUAUUUUAGUAACUGUUAACUAAAAACGCAGGUCUUAAAAUUUGAAUCCCUAGUUACGAUCAUUUUGGACUAUGAAAUUGUUCACACUUUGGCUAAUACUAAGUCAAAUUUCUUGUCAAAAACGUUUUUUGUGAAUCAAGAUACCGGGACUUUGACUGUGAGUUACUUUAAAUUUGACUACGUUCUACAAAGGCAUGUUUUGUUGCUAGAAUUUUGGGCGGAGUUUAACUUUCCAGUAAAGUAAUUACCAGAAAAUAGCGUGAACAAGCAUCUUAAGCGUUUCCGUGUGCUUUAUACAAUAAUCAACAGAGUCGUGUUUAUAUAUGCUAUUAAAUACUGAAAGCAAACUUGGUCUUUGUAAGCAUUAUUGACGACAAAUAGAAAUUAGUGUAAUUUAUUGAAGAAUACACAAUAAAGGGAAAUGUCAUGGGGA